This is a messenger RNA of Aplysia californica (California sea hare), 5954 nucleotides long. Its product is annotated as cleft lip and palate transmembrane protein 1-like protein. Gene Ontology annotation, cellular component: membrane; endomembrane system. The transcript has 17 exons. NCBI's taxonomy places the organism in Eukaryota, Metazoa, Mollusca, Gastropoda, Aplysiida, Aplysiidae. The record is from RefSeq and is a predicted model, not a curated record. The coding region runs from base 217 to 1818 and encodes 533 amino acids.
CUGUCAGGAGGCCUGCUGUUCUAUGCGACUGGGAAAGGUCUGUUCUGGGUUGAGUGAAACAUUCCACUCUGUACUUCAACUGAUCCAAUCAAAUGAAAUGACAAAAAUUUCCCAUGGCAGUUAAACGAUCAUUUUUUAUUUUUUUUAUUCACUUUCUACAGGUCUAGUUCCCCUUUUAAAGUGUGCCUUCAGACACAGAAACCUUUGUCUCUCGUCAUGGGUUUUCCAUGGACGAAGAUAGCGCUGGGAGCAUUUGCGGGCUACUUGGCCUACACUGUGUACAUAAUGUACGGGAUCUUCAAGCCUCCUUCAUGUACCAAGGGCAACCAAUGCUUGAAAUCCUUCUUGGAGUCGAAUCCAAAAUUAGGGCUUUAUGUGGCCACAUCUUUGUAUGCAAGUCCUCACAACUCCUUGACAGCUGUGUGGAAGUAUGACAAUCUGUCGCUCACAGAAGUAGUGGAGAAAGAAUUCAAAAUCUCUAUCCCGGCUAAAACUCGGAAAAACGGAACCUUGUAUGUACACACCUUUGUGUAUCCUCGAGGGGGGGACCCCUUGAAAUCAUACUACACUCAUGAUGCCUCCAAGAUCACAACAUAUGCCUUACCUCAGGCCUCCGUGAUAAGCCUACUGUCUGACACCUCAGCACAGAACCAAACAGUUUCAGGCAAAGGUAAGCCAAAGAGUGGCUCCGAUGUCCCUCACGCCCACUGGCGGCAGCGUCUGACAGUGUCUGUCAUGGACGAGGACAUUGCCCUGGACAGGCAUAAGCUGCCAGGAGAGAUCUACCACCUUCUUAGGAUGAGUAAAGAUGGAAAAUACUAUCUUCCCAUUGUGUUCAUUGAUGAGCUAGGGUACAGAAUCAAAGACCUGUUGCCCAUCAACGAAAGCUCCUCCGAGAUGCCUCUCACCAUCACCUAUGCCCCAAUUUCUCUUGGCAAGAUGCGAAUGUGGAUCAGUAUUAAGCAGUCAUUCAAAAUGCUUCUUGACCUUGGAUUCACAGAGAAAGAUACAGAUGAGAUCAAAGGGAUUUUUGCUGACACAAACUUUUACUUUUUGAUGCUGACUUUCACUGUGGCAGCUUUUCACCUACUGUUUGAUUUCCUGGCCUUCAAGAAUGACAUCCUCUACUGGAAGUCGAAAAAGACCAUGAUUGGUUUGUCUGUGAGAGUGGUGGUCUGGCGCUGCCUGUCAACGGGCAUCAUUUUCCUGUAUCUUCUGGACGAGAACACAAGUCUUCUGGUCCUGGUGCCUUGUGGAGUUGGAAUGAUCAUUGAGAUCUGGAAGGUGACCAAAGCUCUGAAGGUUACAGUUCACUGGAGUGGAAUUAUUCCCAAAUUUAAGUUUGGUGACAGCUCUGAGAAGGAGAAAGAGACUGAACAGUUUGACUCUCAGGCUAUGAAGUAUCUGUCGUACGUGCUCUACCCUCUGUGUCUGGGCGGGGCCGUCUACUCUCUGCUCUACGUGCAGCACAAGAGCUGGUACUCAUGGUGCAUCAACAGUCUAGUCAAUGGAGUCUAUGCCUUCGGCUUUCUGUUCAUGCUGCCACAACUGUUUGUCAACUAUAAGCUCAAGUCUGUCGCUCAUUUGCCUUGGAGAGCGUUCAUGUACAAGGCUUUCAAUACGUUCAUCGACGAUGUGUUUGCCUUCAUUAUCACAAUGCCCGCUGCUCACCGCUUGGCCUGCUUCCGAGACGACAUUGUGUUUGUCAUCUACUUGUAUCAGAGAUGGCUCUACCCAGUAGACAAGAAGCGAGCGAAUGAGUUUGGUGUGUCAUAUGAGGAUGAGGACACAAAGGCGGAGAGCAAGAAAACCAAGUGAUCUUCCCUGAUCUCCAUGUGUGCGUGUCUCAGGGUACCAGCUAUUGCUGUACGGCUUGCAUGUUAUCGUGUGAUAUAUCGCAGGUUCUUUAUUGCCCCGUGUUCUGUAUUCCUGUGGGUGGUGUUACAAGUCAUCUGUAUGUGGGAAAACUUUUUACUGGUUUAAUUUAUUUCUUUUCUUGUAAUGCUGUAUGGUGCGUGUGUCGGUUUGCCAGGUUGCCAAGGGAAUUGGAAUGAAUGCACAGAAUGUCGGUAAACAGCGCAGCCCUUUUUACAGGGAAAUGAUGUACAGUGGAAUUCAGAUUCAACAACUUCAGAUUUAAUGAAAAUUUGGAUUCAAUGAAAGGAGAUGAAUUCCCAUUGUUUUUCAUCAUUUAUUAAAAUAAAUUAAAAAUAACUCAGAUUCAAUAAACACAUAAAUGAGCAAGCUCAGAUUCAAUGAAGUCGCUUGCAGGGUGAACAUUCCCCACUGAUGUGACCUCGCUCAUUUUUCUAGCGUAACGAACCUUAUCUAUUCCAGAAAAUCAUCCAUGGCACCUGUAUAGUGAACUAUUAUUCGCAUAGCUUGUUGUUUAUAUCUUUGCGACUAAUGAAUGGCCUUUUUUCAUACCAAUAAAUGUGUUGUCUGAAAUCAUAUGUUGUAUAUAUAUGCUAGGCUCUACACAGCAACACAACUUGUUCGGCAAACAAUGUGUCAUAGAUGACUCAGCCGUGCAUUUGAAGGAAUCGGCCCCAUUGCAUAGUGUAUGCUUGAUCAGUGUAUUUUCCUGGAAUUUUCCAGCAUUUCUUCUGUACGGAAAUGAAAAUUCCUCUCAUUUGAUACCAAACUGCUUUUGAUUGAGAGAGUCGAGAAGGGUUAAAAAAAGCAAGAAUUUCAGAAUACCAUGUGUUACUUCCCUUUUUACAUUACUUCCUCAGAGCCAGUAAUCUACGCAAAACCCUCAUGUUUGAUAUAACGAAUACUCGGAUUCAAUUAUAUUGAAUGACUUCGUUAUAUAUCCGAGUUUCAUUGUAUGAACAUCUAUUAGUGAAUUAUAAUGUAUGGAUGUCUGUAGUGAAAAUCGUCAUGUAUGAACAUUUUUAUUAAGAUGGCAUAUUCUUUCAUAUCCUAUUUUUGUAUGAUCUUUUUUUUCUUUAUCUUUUCCCUGCCGUCGGACCUAAGUGAUAAAACUUCAAAAUGUUUCCCUCCAUGUGUUCUCAUCUCAGAAAGGUGAAAUGUUAUAUUUCAAGUCUGUUCACAUAGAUAUCUAGUUUGGUGUGGUAGUUUCUUCACCUUUUGUUCAGUUUCUUAUGUUCUCAUUUUUCAACUUUACGGUUUUUAAAUACGUUCAACUUGCAGCGGUCUUUUAAAUAGUAAACAAGAAUCAAGAGUAUUUGAAUCUGAUGUUUGGUCUGAUCUGUAAAGCUCAUUCCUAUCGAUGUGCUGAUGAAAUGAGUUUCUCACACUUUGAUCCUGUCACUAUCAAACUUGGCAAUUAUACAGAAGUUCAAUGCUCGAAUCGAGCUGCUUCAGGAUUUUUUGUUCUUUAUUUAUAGGGAAAGUUCCGCUUGAGCCACUGUCUUUGUAGAGGAUGUGAUGAAUCAGAAAUGGCUUGCUCUGUGAUCCAGUAGGACACUGACCUUCAAAAGGGAGAAAGACAGGGUGUGAGGAGUCUUAUAGGCGUUAAGAGUGGAUGAACUGAAUUGUGUGUAUAAUGUGAAGAAAAAUGUGCAGCUUGUAUGGCCACACACUGGCACAGAUAUUUUCUUUCACUCACUCUGUUGCUGCAGACUGAGAAAUUCAUUGUACUAUACAGUUGCAUCUCAUAGUUAAGCUUUUUGAACAUGUAACUACCAAAAAAGUUAUCUUCUCAGAGUAUGUGAUCUUUUUUGCUGCUUAUGCCUGUAUCAGAGCAAGAGGUUUAUUGUAAAGUGCAGAAGUUUGUGUGUAAAUGCUUGUUUGUGUGUUAUGCUGUGUAUUUGGAGAGCUUACACUGGAGAAUGAGAUUGACAAAAUACCACUCACUGGGUUAGGGCAGUGAACUUUAUAGGGCACUCUUCACACAGGAUGGAAUCCUUAACCAAUGAAUAGGAAAAUUGUUUUUUGUUUUUUUAUAAAGAUGUAUAAAUGAUUGCUAUUGUUUUGUUGCCAUAUAUGCAUGUAUGACGGUGUUUGUGUUUUUAGAUCAAUGCCACUGAGGUGUGACCAAGUAUGUGUGUCUAUCAGGGAGACUGGUACUGAUAUUGCUUACACGUAAGCAUUCAGAAAUAUUUUCAAGUCUGCAAAUGUGUGUACCAUAUACAUGUAUAUGUCGGGCGCGAUCUGUCGAUUUGCGCGAUCCAUCGAUCGUGCAGCGCAUUUGGUUGAUUGAGGAAAUGCGCGACAAUCCGUCGAUUGUUGUGCAUUCUGUUGAUCAGCGAAUCGCGCAGUGCUUUUUGUUGAUCCGUGAAAUAUAUACUUACUGCGCAUUUUGUCGAUUUUUAUUUUUUUACUGACAGCGGUUGAUAAAUAUUGGUUAAUAAAAAAUUGUCAUUUUUACAAUAAAACGUCCUGGGUGAUGUAAUGUAACCAAUAUAAUAAUAAUAACGAUAAGACAACAGAUAGCUUAACAAUAGCCACAAUAUCAGCUGCAAUAAUUACAUAAUAAAACAUAUAGCACACAGAGUUAUUACCAGCCUAAACUCAAAAGGGGGUAUGGUGAUAUAUAAGUCAUAAAGCUACAUAAAGAAAAUUGAAAAGAAAUGUCUUACCUUGCCUUUUUCAUUUGGGACCUCCAGAACGUCGACCAAACCAAUGCUAGGCAUGUUCAUCAAGGAAAAUCGCUUCUUCUUUUUUUUUUACCCAAUGUCUAAAAUGGGCAUCGGUGGGUUUUUUCCUGGCUGCUUCGAAUGUUUGACAAUCAAUCAUGUCAAACUUCUCUUUUGUCAGUAACGCAGACCCAGGAUUUUUAGACGAUAACUGCACUUCUUUCUUCAUUAUCGCCGUGAACCGCUUCGUAUUGAAUAAGUGUUCGGAGUGAUACUCACCGACCUAUAACCCUGAUUUCAACUUCCGUUAUUGCGAUGUAGUUAGUUAUUGUAACCCUAACUUCCAGUUACUUCCUUUCAGUUUCGGUUUGACUUUUGGAGAGUGAAACUAAAUUACACUCUGGACGACUACAAAACAUAACAAAACUCAGGGGUAAGAUCUAUAGAAUGCAUAAUUAAACGGAUCGACUAAAAACGCUGCGAGAUCCGCUUAUCAACAAAAUGCGCAACAAUCGAUAGAUUGUCACGCGUUUCCUCGAUCAACCAAAUGCGCUGCGCGAUCGACGGAUCACGCAAAUCGACAGAUCGCGCCCAACAUAUAUAUUAUUUGGUGUGUGACUUUUCAACAAAACCUUUUUUCUAAAGGAUACAAGAACUCCAAUGUGCAUUUUUAAUAUUUUGAACAUGAAACUGUUGUACAUGGAAGAGUGAAAACCUCAAUGGUAAAACUUGACAGAUAGCUGUCGGUGGUACUGUGUAAGUGUUUAUACAAUGAUACAGUUGAUUUCGCUUGUGUUGAGCUCACUUGAGUUUGUCUUCAGUUAAGUUGAUGUUUUUUGUGGGUCCCAGCACCUCUUCUUCAUCAUAAUACCUAACCAUUUAGUUGGACUUUAGAGAUGAGUUUAUCUUUUUUUUUUCACUCCCCCAAUGACAUCAACUCAUCCGUAGUCAUCUGUAAAAGACAUUAAGACUUUGGAGGUGAAAAUUGUUUUUAUGUGUUCAUUAAUGUCUACUUACAAACUCGUUUAUGUUCUGUUUUAACCUUUUUUAACCAACCAUAAUUGCUGACUUAUUCACUCACUUCUUUAGCUGAACUUGACAAUUAAUUAUUGAAGAAAUUUUAUAAGUUUGCCUGUUUCGCUAUGCAUGUACCAAUUUACAUUUUUUAAAUCGUUUUUUCUCGUCUUAUCUGAUGCUGGUUUCUUUUGAUGUUAACCAGAAAAUAUGUAGCUCUAGUGCUAUUUUUUCUGUUUUAUUUCAUUUUUCUAUAUUCUGCUUUACCCAUAGUUUUUAUUUGUUGUUCUGAGUGGUCUUGAUUGUGCCUGUGUAAUUUGAAGUAUAUCUUGAGUGUUAAGUGUGCUGAAGGUAUCAUUUGAAGACAAGAGUAAAGUGCUCCUACCUGCUCAUGAA